AUGUUAACCUCCAACAUCACCUCAACUCAUCCAGCUGCCUUCUUAUUGUUGGGAAUCCCAGGCCUGGAGCACCUACAUAUCUGGAUUUCCAUUCCCUUCUGCUCAGCCUAUACUCUAGCCCUGAUUGGCAACUGCACCCUCCUCUUCAUCAUCCAGGUUGACGCAGCCCUCCAUGAGCCCAUGUACUUCUUUCUGGCCAUGUUGGCAGCCAUUGACCUGGUUCUUUCUUCUACAACACUUCCCAAAAUGCUAGCUAUUUUUUGGUUUAGAGAACGAGAGAUCAACUUCUAUGCCUGUCUGGUCCAGAUGUUCUUUCUCCACUCCUUCUCCAUCAUGGAGUCAGCAGUGCUGCUGGCCAUGGCCUUUGACCGCUAUGUGGCCAUCUGCAAGCCGCUGCACUAUACCUCAGUCCUGACCGGGCCCCUAAUCACCAAGAUUGGCACGGCUGCUGUGAUUCGGGCAGUGACACUAAUGACUCCACUCCCCUUUCUGCUCAGACGCUUCCACUACUGCCGAAGCCCCAAGAUUGCCCACUGCUACUGUGAGCACAUGGCGGUGGUGAGACUGGCUUGUGGGGACACUCGCUUCAACAACAUCUACGGCAUUGCAGUGGCCAUGGUUAUAGUGGUGUUGGAUCUUCUUUUUGUUACCUUGUCUUAUAUCUUCAUCCUUCGUGCAGUCCUACAGCUUGCCUCUCAGGAGGCUCGCUACAAGGCCUUUGGAACAUGUGUGUCUCAUAUAGGCGCCAUCUUAGCCUUCUACACACCCGUUGUCAUCUCCUCAGUCAUGCACCGUGUGGCUCGCCGGGCUUCCCCACAUGUGCACAUUCUCCUGGCCAAUUUCUAUCUGCUCUUCCCACCCAUGGUCAACCCCAUUAUCUAUGGGGUCAAGACCAAGCAGAUUCGUGAGAGAGUCUUUGGACUAUUCCUGAGAAAGUACCCAUAA
Pteronotus mesoamericanus is the source of this 945-nucleotide messenger RNA. Its product is annotated as olfactory receptor 52K1-like. Gene Ontology annotation, cellular component: plasma membrane. Gene Ontology annotation, molecular function: G protein-coupled receptor activity; olfactory receptor activity. Bases 1 to 945 code for a protein of 314 amino acids. NCBI's taxonomy places the organism in Eukaryota, Metazoa, Chordata, Mammalia, Chiroptera, Mormoopidae. The transcript has a single exon. Gene Ontology annotation, biological process: G protein-coupled receptor signaling pathway. The record is from RefSeq and is a predicted model, not a curated record.